AGGGGGCGGGGCUCCCAUUUCGGCCUCGGGAGGACUUUUGAAAAGCUCCCGCAGCCGCCGCCGAGCAGAGGAGCGGCUGGCGGGCGCCCUGCCUUCGGGUCGCGGGACUCCCGGGGGGGGGACCUCGGACACACACACCGGCCGACGAUCUUUGGUUGAAGAGGAAGAGCCUCACAUGAAAGUCACUCUGGGGAGCAGCGAUAUGGGCUUGUCUGCUCACCUGCAGGCGUCAAAGGCAGGAACCACCCGAUUCUUCACCAGCAACACUCACAGUUCUGUGGUCCUCCAGGGUUUUGACCAGCUGCGCGUAGAAGGGUUACUGUGUGACGUGACCUUAGUGCCAGGAGAUGGUGACGAAGUGUUCCCUGUGCACAGGGCAAUGAUGGCGUCCGCUAGCGAUUACUUCAAGGCUAUGUUCACAGGCGGGAUGAAAGAGCAAGACUUAAUGUGCAUCAAGCUGCACGGCGUGAACAAAAUAGGUUUGAAGAAGAUCAUCGAUUUUAUUUAUACGGCGAAACUUUCCCUCAACAUGGACAACCUGCAGGACACCCUCGAAGCGGCCAGUUUUUUGCAGAUCUUGCCCGUGCUGGACUUCUGCAAAGUGUUUCUUAUAUCCGGGGUGUCCUUGGAGAACUGCGUUGAGGUGGGGCGAAUUGCCAACACGUACAACCUCACCGAAGUGGAUAAAUAUGUGAACAAUUUCAUCCUCAAGAACUUCCCAGCCCUGCUGAGUACGGGGGAGUUUGUGAAGCUCCCCUUCGAGCGCCUUGCCUUCGUCCUCUCCAGUAAUAGCCUUAAGCACUGCACCGAACUGGAACUCUUCAAGGCCGCCUGCCGGUGGCUGCGGUACGAGGAGCCGCGCAUGGAGUGCGCUGCGAAGCUGAUGAAAAACAUCCGUUUCCCUCUGAUGACGCCCCAGGAUCUCAUCAACUACGUCCAGACCGUGGAUUUCAUGCGGACUGAUAACACUUGCGUCAAUUUGCUCUUGGAAGCCAGUAACUAUCAAAUGAUGCCCUACAUGCAGCCGGUGAUGCAGUCGGAGAGGACGGCCAUCCGUUCGGACAGCACCCACCUGGUGACCUUGGGAGGGGUCCUCCGGCAGCAGCUGGUCGUGAGUAAGGAACUGCGGAUGUACGACGAGAAGGCGCACGAGUGGAGGUCCCUGGCCCCCAUGGACGCCCCCCGAUACCAGCAUGGCAUCGCGGUGAUCGGGAACUUCCUCUACGUGGUUGGCGGGCAGAGCAACUACGACACGAAAGGGAAGACCGCUGUGGACACAGUCUUCAGGUUCGACCCUCGCUACAAUAAGUGGAUGCAGGUGGCUUCCUUAAAUGAAAAACGGACCUUCUUCCACCUAAGUGCCCUCAAAGGACAUCUGUAUGCCGUCGGUGGUCGCAAUGCAGCCGGAGAAUUAGCUACGGUGGAGUGUUACAAUCCCAGGAUGAACGAAUGGAGCUACGUGGCGAAGAUGAACGAACCCCAUUAUGGCCACGCGGGGACUGUCUAUGGGGGCCUGAUGUACAUCUCAGGUGGCAUCACCCACGACACUUUCCAGAAGGAGCUCAUGUGCUUUGACCCCGACACGGACAAAUGGACACAGAAGGCCCCCAUGACCACGGUGAGGGGCCUCCACUGCAUGUGCACGGUGGGCGAUAAGCUCUACGUCAUCGGGGGCAACCAUUUCCGGGGCACCAGCGAUUACGACGACGUGCUCAGCUGCGAAUAUUACUCCCCGACCCUGGACCAGUGGACUCCCAUCGCAGCCAUGCUGCGUGGCCAAAGUGACGUCGGGGUGGCUGUCUUCGAGAAUAAGAUCUACGUGGUGGGGGGCUACUCGUGGAACAACCGUUGUAUGGUGGAGAUCGUUCAAAAGUACGACCCGGAGAAGGACGAGUGGCACAAGGUCUUUGACCUGCCAGAGUCCCUGGGGGGCAUCCGGGCCUGCACCCUGACAGUCUUCCCCCCCGAGGACAAUCUAGCGUCGCCUUCACGGGAGUCGCCUCUUUCGGCGCCUUGAGAACGGUCCCGGAGGGGCCCCCGCGGGGACCCUUGCUCUCCUGCUGCACCGCGCCAUGGGUCCUCUCCUCGUCUUCAGCAGCUUCUAUAGGGCUUCUUGCCCUGAAGCUGUAGGCAAAUCACAGGUGGGGUGGGGUUGGGUUGGGGGGGGCCUCCGAGGAAAGACGUGAUUGUCCACGGGGUGUUUGGUCUGGGGAGUUUCUGGCGGUGGGCCUGGAAAAUGCUGGACCUCCAAAGGCUCAACAAAGGAGGAGGAGGAAACAGCAGCGGCUCCUGUCGGUUUUCCACUCGCGGGAGAGGGAAGGAAGAAGAUGGGCUGAAUGGCACCUACCAGAGCCCCUUGGCCAAGCCUGGAGGAGAGCUUCCUCAUGGGUGGGGAGAGGACCCCCCCCCUUCUCUGUCUCUAGCCCCAGCCGCCUCCCCCUCCCCCUCUGAAUGAAUGGAGCGUUUUAGACUUCAUGCCCGGGACUCUGCGUGAAAAGGCCCUGCAGGAGUUUGGAAGCCGUGAAGGAGGGAAGGGCACCUGAGGUGACCUUGGAUCUGUACAUCGGGGGGUGGGGAGGCUUCCCCUCCCCUGCUGCCCCCCCAAUUAAAAAGAAUGAAGCAUUGACUGAGGGUUUUUGUUCUUUUUCUCUUUGCCUUCUGUCUCCUUCUCCCCGUCGCUCGGGUGAUUCGUGGCCUGGCAACUCCGUGAGGUCCCUGCACUGGAUUUCCCGAGAGACAAGGGCUAGAACUCUCUCUGAAUUAAGCCACUCCGCGUUUGACCAGAGUGUUUCCUCCGGAUGAAAACGCGCCUGUGGGCCUUGCCCCCCCUCCCUCUACUCUCCGGCCCCACGGGGGGCUCCUUUGCCUCUGACCACACACACCGCCCUCCCCGUAUCAAAUCUCAGUUCAGACGGUUAUUCAGCACAAACACAGCUUGGGACAGAGCUGCUUUUUUUUUGCUCAGAGAAUUCAGCCUCUGCCCUGUUUCCUUUUGUUCAAUAAAAUCUUUAACUGCAA
This is a messenger RNA of Thamnophis elegans (Western terrestrial garter snake), 3018 nucleotides long. RefSeq names its product kelch-like protein 13. Gene Ontology annotation, cellular component: Cul3-RING ubiquitin ligase complex. The record is from RefSeq and is a predicted model, not a curated record. Gene Ontology annotation, molecular function: cullin family protein binding; ubiquitin-protein transferase activity. The coding region runs from base 176 to 2017 and encodes 613 amino acids. Lineage: Eukaryota; Metazoa; Chordata; Lepidosauria; Squamata; Natricidae. The transcript is spliced from 7 exons. Gene Ontology annotation, biological process: protein ubiquitination; regulation of cytokinesis.